UUUCUUUCUUCCCUCCUUUCUUCUUCUUCUCUUCCUCCUUCUUAUUCCUCCUCCUCUUCAUCUUAUGGCAUCCUUCCUUUCUUCUUCCCUCCUUCUUUUUCCUUCUUCUUCCUCCUCUUCAUCUUAUGGCAUCCUUCCUUUCUUCUUCCUUCUUUCGAUCGUCUUCUCCACCUUCAUCUACCUACCCCUCUUCCUCUUCUGAUGGUUUCCUUCCUUCCUUUUCCUCCUCUUCUUCUUUCUCAUCUUCUUCUUACGAUGUUCUUCUCUUCUUUCUUCAUAUUCCUCCUCCUUUUCAUCUUAUGGCCUCCUUCUUUUCUUCUUCUCCCUCCUUCUUUCCUUCCUUCCUUCUUUCAUUGCUUGCUUGCUCCUGCCUUCUUCUUACCCCUCUUCUUCUUCUGGCUUCCUUCGUAUUUUCCCUUCUCCUCCUCCUCGUCCUCUUAAGGUCUCUUUCCUUUCUUCCUCUUUUUCUCUUUCUUUCUUCUUUUGGUCUACUUCCUUCCUUUCCUUCUUCUCUUCCGUCUUCAUAUUCCUCUUCAUCGUAUGGCCUUCCUUUCCUCUUCUUCCUCCUCCCUCCUUUUCUUCUUCUUCUCCUCCUUCUCCUCUUCUGGUCUCAUUCAUUCUUCUUGUGGUCAUCUGCUUCAUCUGGCUUCCUUCCUCCCUCCUUAUUUCUCCUCUUGUUCUUGUCUCUUUCAUCCCUUCUUAUUCCUCUUCUUGUGGUCUUCUCUUCAUCUGGCUUCCUUCUAUUUCUCCUCCCCCCUUCUUAUGGUCUCCAUCCUUCCUGUUCCUCCUCUUCUUUUUCUCAUCUUUUAUGGUCUCCUUCCAUCCUUUUUAUUCCUCUUCCUCUCUCCAGAGGAGGAAUAGUUUUCCUUCCUAUUCUUCCUCUUCUUCUUUCUCAUCUUCUUCUUAUGAUCUUCUUUUCCUUCUUCAUAUUCCUCCUCCUUUUCAUCUUAAGGCCUCCUUUCUUCUCCUUCCUCCCUCCCUUCCUUGCUUGCUUGCUUUUUAUUUCUCCUCCUCCUCCUCUUCUUUGGGUCUUCGUCGUUCUUGUGGUCUUCUCCUUCAUCUUCCUCAUUAUUAUUUCUCCUCCUCCCCUUCUUAUGGUCUCCUUCCUUCCUGUUCCUUCUCUUCUCCUUUCAUCUUUUAUGGUCUCCUUUCAUCCUUUUUAUUUCUCCUUCUCCCUUCUUCCUCAUCUGAUGGUUUCCUUCCGUCCUUCCUUCCUUCCCUCUCUGGGCUCCUGUUACAAAUUAAAGCUAUUAAAAAAACCACACAUUUAAAACAUUAUUUCCAACCCAUGCCCAUAUACAUAUUUUAGGCAUUUCUGCAUUUUAUUUCUCUCCUUCC
Messenger RNA from Anolis sagrei ordinatus, 1338 nucleotides. The record is from RefSeq and is a predicted model, not a curated record. Lineage: Eukaryota; Metazoa; Chordata; Lepidosauria; Squamata; Anolidae.